AUGGCGCCCAAAAACAGUCAAUCGCUACUGAGCUCUUCGCAGAAGGGCAAACAACAGACUAUCUCGAGUUUCUUUGCGCCGAAAUCAUCGCAGACACCCAAACCUGCGCCAACACCUAACUCGACUACAAAACCCGUUGACAAGCCUGUAGCGCCCAUCGAACCUGAUAGCACAAAACCUCCAAGCGACGAUGACGAAGACGAAGACGAAGGACUUCCACUGUCACGGCCUCUACCGACUCGGAAGCGCGCAGUGGUCAUACAUGACGAAGAUGACGAUUCAGGGCGCUCUUCGCCCUCGAAGCGCGUGCGCCUCGCAAGUGAAGACUCCCCACGACAGACGCUAGGUCAGACGUCUACGACCGAUCUCAACAUACCGAAGCCUCCCAAAAUUACAGAUAGAACUGCCAAGUUUCUGUUUUCAUCAUCACAGCCAGCACAGGACGAAAACGGCGGAGAGGAGGCUACAGCGGCUUCGCAGAAGCAAAGGCAAAAGCUGCACGAGAAGUUUGUGAAGAAGCUCGGGCGACCAGACAGCUUUGCAGAGUUGAGGCGAAGGAACAAGAUAACUGCGGACGAGAAUGUCAAUGCAGAGGAGGGUGAGGCCGACGAGGACGAGGAUGAAGAGCCAGCCCCAAAGCCAGUGAAGGGCAAAAAGGGCGCUGCUACAAAGAAGACUACAAAGCUGACACCCAUGGAGAUGCAAUAUUUGGAAAUCAAGAGGAAGCAUCUCGACACAGUCAUAGUCAUGGAGGUCGGCUACAAGUACAAGUUCUUUGGCGAGGACGCCCGAACGGCAUCCAAGGAGCUAGGCAUCGUAUGCAUACCAGGGAAAUUCAGAUACGACGAACAUCCUUCCGAGGCGCAUCUCGACCGAUUUGCUUCUGCAAGCUUUCCCACACAUCGUUUACAAGUCCACGUUAAACGGCUCGUGCAAGCAAACCACAAAGUUGGAGUGGUGCGACAAAUCGAGACUGCAGCGUUGAAAGCGGCUGGAAAUAACAGAAACGCGCCUUUCGUUCGGAAGCUCACCAACCUCUACACAAAAGGCACCUAUGUGGACGAUGUAGAGGGAUUGGAGACAUCUACAGCAGGUGCAGGCGCAGGCGCUCAGUCCACUGGGUACCUGCUGUGCAUCACUGAAACGAACGCCAAAGGCUGGGGCAGCGAUGAAAAAGUGCAUGUCGGAUUAGUCGCUGUUCAACCCGCCACGGGCGACAUCAUUUACGAUGACUUUGAAGACGGCUUCAUGCGAAGUGAAAUUGAAACCAGGAUGCUGCACAUCGCUCCAGCCGAGUUCCUUGUGGUCGGUGAUCUUUCGAAAGCUACAGACAAGCUCAUCCAGCAUCUUUCUGCAAGCAAGACAAAUGUCUUCGGUGACAGAUCUCGUGUGGAGCGAGUCGAGAAGCCAAAGACCAUGGCAGCACAGGCGUAUAGCCACAUCUCCAAUUUCUAUGCUGGAAAAAUGAAGUCAAGUCAAGGGGGCGAUUCAGAAUCGGAUCAGCAAGGUGCUAUCCUUGAUAAGGUUCACCAGCUCUCUGAACAUGUUACGAUAUGUCUAUCGGCUAUGAUCACUUAUCUAACCGACUAUGGUCUGGAGCAUGUGUUUGAUCUCACAAAAUACUUUCAACCGUUCAGCGCGCGGUCAUAUAUGCUGCUCAACGGCAAUACUUUAUCCAGUUUGGAAAUCUAUCAGAACGCAACAGACUACACUGCGAAAGGCAGUCUUUUCUGGACUAUGGAUCGUACAAAAACACGCUUCGGACAGCGUCUUCUACGAAAAUGGAUCGGUCGCCCGUUGAUUGACAAAGCAAGGCUAGAAGAGCGUAUCGCUGCAGUGGAAGAGUUAAAAGAAGGCGAAAAUACGAUACCGGUCGACAAGCUCAAGUUCUUGUUGGGACGGAUCAAGACGGACCUUGAAAAGGUGCUCAUCCGAAUAUACUAUAAGAAGUGCUCCCGACCCGAGCUCCUGGCCGCACUCCAGACGCUCCAAGACCUCUCCAGUCAGUAUUUGUCAUCAAAGACACCAGAGAAGAGUGGUUUCAAGUCGAUAUUGUUGAGCGAGGCCGUUUCGAAUGUACCAAAGAUCUACGAAGAUGUGAACAGCUUCCUUGAUCAGAUCAAUGCCAAGGCUGCGAAGGAGGAUGAUAAGUAUUCCUUCUUCCGUGAAGAGCACGAGGCAGAAGACAUCAACGAUUUCAAGCUUAGCAUUGCAUCGGUGGAGGACGACCUCAACUCGCACAAGAAAGAUGCCGGUGCAAAGCUUGGCAAGUCCAAGAUUGACUAUGUGACUGUGGCUGGCAUCGAAUACCUUAUCGAAGUCAAACGCAAGUCUACGGAAGAGAAGAAAGUCCCCGCCUCAUGGCAGCAGAUAUCCGCAACAAAGUCGACUCUUCGUUUCCAUACACCAGAAGUCAAACGCAUGCUGCAGGAACGCGAUCAAUACAAGGAGUCGUUGGCCGCCGCCUGCGAUGCGGCCUUCAUACGUCUCCUCGAAGCCAUAUCGUCCAAAUAUCAACAACUUCGCGACUGCGUCUCUUCUCUAGCAACACUCGAUGCCCUUCUCUCUCUAGCCACACUAGCCUCCCAGCCGGGCUACGUGAAGCCAACCUUCACCGACAACGUCCAAAUCGACAUCACCGGCGGCCGGCACCCCAUGGUCGAGCAAAUCCUUCUGGACAGCUACGUGCCCAACGACCUCCACCUCUCCCACGACCACACCCGCUCCCUCCUCAUCACCGGACCCAACAUGGGCGGAAAAUCGUCUUAUGUGCGCUCAGCAGCCCUCAUCGCCAUCAUGGGCCAAAUCGGAUCAUACGUCCCCGCCACACAAGCCAAACUGGGCAUGCUCGACGCCGUCUUCACGCGCAUGGGCGCCUUUGACAAUAUGCUCCAGGGCGAAUCCACCUUCAUGGUCGAACUCAGCGAAACGGCCGACAUUCUCAAAUCCGCAACCCCACGCUCCCUCGUCAUCCUCGACGAACUCGGCCGCGGGACGUCGACGUUUGACGGCGUGGCUAUUGCCGAAGCCGUGCUUGACCAUGUCGUUUGCGAUUUAAAGUCGCUGACCCUGUUCAUCACGCACUAUCAGCACCUCGCUAAGCUUGAGAAGCGCUUCCCAGGCGGGCAACUGAAGAAUGUGCACAUGCGGUUUGAAGAGCGGGCGGGGGGUAAGGAGGUUGUGUUUUUGUACGAGGCGGCUGAGGGUACGAGUCAUAGGUCGUAUGGGCUGAAUGUGGCGAGGUUGGCACGGGUCCCUGAGAAGGUGAUUGCGGUUGCCGAGGUCAAGAGUCGUGAGUUGGAGGAGAGUAUGGAGGCUUGUAGGAUGGGCAACUUGGCGAGGAUGAUGAAGGGCUUGUUGAUGGAGGGGGGCGAUGAAGAGAGUUUGGAGAAGCUGGUGGAGGGGAUUGACCAGCUUUGA
This is a messenger RNA of Plenodomus lingam JN3, 3420 nucleotides long. It is a transcript of the gene MSH3, whose product is annotated as Mismatch repair protein msh3. Lineage: Eukaryota; Fungi; Ascomycota; Dothideomycetes; Pleosporales; Leptosphaeriaceae. The record is from RefSeq and is a predicted model, not a curated record. Gene Ontology annotation, biological process: mismatch repair; mitotic recombination. Gene Ontology annotation, molecular function: ATP binding; ATP-dependent DNA damage sensor activity; mismatched DNA binding. Gene Ontology annotation, cellular component: nucleus.